UUCGCGAGUCAAAAUGUUCGUAUGAUCGGGUAUGAUAGCCUGACGAAGUCUGAGGUCGGCCAGGACGAUAUUGAGUGACUGAGACGGAUGUAAAGUCGGGGCUGUUGGCAAAAAUAAUCACAGGUGUGCAGAGGAAGAAGCGCAGGAACGAGCGCCCACUUCGCUGUACAAUGUACAAUGUAGGAAUUACGUGCCAGUGCCGCGAGGGAGAGUCACUACUGCAACGAGAGGCGUGAGGCGAUAGGCGAGGUACUAGGCACCGCAUCAAUAAUAAUAUUAACCACUGGCAGGGCGCCUCCCACUAAAUUAAAUAAUACUGGGGCACUGUCACUGGCACUGGCGCUGGCGCGGCGCAGGCAGCUUCACGCUUCUCGGCCUCAGGCUCCCUACAAAACUGCUAUUUCACAGCUCUGCCGCCCCCCGUACCAGGUACCCAAUCAAUCCAAUCAAAACCCAGCAUUGGCCAACUUCAAGUCCAGGUCAUCAACGUCAAUUCUACACACUACGCCGGUCGCUUUGCAUGAAUUGAAGUCGAAGUCGACGUCGACUGCUGCAUUCCUCGUCCGGCUCGCGGCGUCCUACGACUUCCUCCUUUGAUAGCAGCCCUCGACCAUGUUUUCCCGACGAGCCUUGAUCACGGCCUCGAGGUCCGCCCGCACCCUCGGCCGCACGCAGUCACACCUUCCACGAGCUCCGUUCUCGGUCGCCCGGAGUCUCAGAGCAGUUGGAGAGGUGGAUGACCCGGAGAUGAAUGGAGGAUACAUCAACCCGCCCCGGAUCAAGCGCCAAUACCGCGACCCCUACGGCGACUGGGACGACAAGCAAGAACGACGCAACUUUGGCGAGCCGGUGCAUGAAGACAAUGAGGUCCUGGGCAUGUUUGCUCUAGAAGAUUACAACCAUAUGACACCAGCUCGAGGUCUACUGUUAUGGGCCGGCUUUAUCUCUGUGAUACUCGGCCUCAGCUACGCUGUGACCGUGACCUAUCCGGGCAAACCAAGCGCGCCGAAAGAAUACCCAGGAGGUCUGGAUCGUGAACUAGGGGGCCCUGGAGCUGUGAGGGCAUUUCAGACUGGCGACGAGGUGACAGAAGGAGUAUGAUUUUAUGAUUUUGUACAUACUCCAACAAUAAGCACAUCAUAUUCAGCGCAGAAGGCAAACUGCCUAGUACCAACCGCCGAGUCAUUGAUUUCUUCUCGUUCUUCUAUUGUGUCUGCCCCUAGUCUGUUAUGAAAGGUCCGCUAGCGAUGCUGUUUCUCUCCCUGCAAACGACCUUGGCACAGGUCUGAAAUUGAAGCGCCUGCAACGUGAUUUCAUAUGCAACUUUUGCCUGGGGCCGCUAACCCCGGGCUAGCUGGCACUAUGAUGGUUGAUGCGAUUGAGCAAUUCAAGUCACUUGCCCAGAUUGGAAGCCGCAUAGUCUGAGCCGGGACAGCUUUGGCCCUCCCAGGCAUGAGAACCUAGGUACCUCGACUUGAAGUGGCAGAGCAUAAUAUGUUGAAAUACUAGAACAUGGGCUGCCAUGAAAUAUAAGAUAACCACCUUCUUGCAACAUACCAAUCGUAGAUAUUGCAUAAAGUAUAUAAAGUAUAAGAAAGACAGCCAAAAC
Molecule: messenger RNA, 1609 nt
Organism: Exophiala dermatitidis NIH/UT8656
Lineage: Eukaryota; Fungi; Ascomycota; Eurotiomycetes; Chaetothyriales; Herpotrichiellaceae
Product: NADH dehydrogenase (ubiquinone) 1 beta subcomplex 8
Exons: 3
Coding region: 613-1101 (162 amino acids)
Cellular component (GO): mitochondrion
Source: RefSeq, a predicted model, not a curated record